Coffea arabica (coffee) is the source of this 1172-nucleotide messenger RNA. RefSeq names its product LOB domain-containing protein 33-like. Gene Ontology annotation, cellular component: nucleus. The record is from RefSeq and is a predicted model, not a curated record. NCBI's taxonomy places the organism in Eukaryota, Viridiplantae, Streptophyta, Magnoliopsida, Gentianales, Rubiaceae. Gene Ontology annotation, biological process: positive regulation of DNA-templated transcription; hormone-mediated signaling pathway.
AAGUUUACCCAUUUUGCGAAUGAAAAUGCUGCCCACAAAGGAGACCUAAAAGAAAUUACUUUUCAGGUAAAGUCUGGAAUGUCUCUUAGCCAUAAUCAAACAAACGUGUAUAACCCUAUUGGGCUGUGAUUAUAAAGCUUUCAGCUCACCCCUGCAUCGAGUUAAUCAAAACCAUUUGAAAGCUGAAAAAAGAAAAAGAAAAAUACAGAUAGAAAAGCUUACGACAAUGACGGGAAUGGGCUCUUCUUGUGGAGCAUGCAAGUUCUUGAGAAGAAGGUGCACAAUAGAAUGUGUGUUUGCUCCUUAUUUCGGUUACGAACAAGCAGCUAGUCAUUUUGAAGCAGUGCAUAGGGUGUUUGGAGCUAGCAACGUCUCCAAGUUAUUGCUAAAUCUUCCAGUUCAAAACCGCGCUGAAGCUGCUAUAACCAUAUCCUAUGAAGCCCUGGCCAGAAUGCAGGAUCCCAUAUAUGGUUGUGUUGCUCACAUCUUUGCGCUCGAACAGCAGGUGGCCUGCCUGAAAGAGGAGAUCGAAAUGAUUGAGACUCAAAUGGCUAGUCUAGCAGUGGAUGUCACGUCUAGCUGUGAAAGCUAUAAUGUCGCAGACUACUCAAAUCCUGAGAUAGCCUUUGGGUGUGAUCAGUACAUGAAUCUAGCGAAUUUCAUAAAUCAACAACAGAUGGAACUGGACCCAAUUACAUACACAGAAGUUAAAGCUUGUGAUGACAGCCAAAUGAUGGUACAGUUCCCUCCGGGAAAUGGAUGGGAGGAUGCUAUUUCCCAGCUCUCUUCUUCCAACUCGAACUUAUCGGAGCCACUCUUUCAGGAAUUUACGCAAUCUAUAUAUGAGCAAUGCCUAUGGCCAGAGUAUUGCAGCACCUUAAACUGACGCCCCAUGUCACGUUAAAUUAAAUAGUAGAGCCCUCCUCCUACCACGACACAAUUUUGGGCCUAACAGUACGGCCUAUAGUCCUACUAUGACUCUCCCGGGUGAACCUCAAUCAUCAACGUAUAUGCAUUUUAUAUGGAAACUCUCAUGAAUUAUAUAAUUCAAGAAUCUAGAAUCUUUGUACACAAAAUUUUGCCACACACGAUCACACCACCCCUUUGGAUAUGUCAUCAUCCUAUUAUGAUUUUGAUUUCUACUUGUGAAAAGAUCUAUAUUCCAUGGCAAA